AUGGCAACCGUUGAUAUCCUUCGACCAGCUCACUACGAGCCAUCAGCUGAUCUCCCUGCUCCCUACCCACCAUCUUCACAGUUCCCCUAUUCGCUCAGCAGAACAGACCAAACCUCUUCAAUAGACGAUGUUGUUUCCGAAAUCAAGAAGCUCACAGCCUCUGGUGAAAUCAGGUCGUUGCUGAACAAACACGGCGCAGUGUACUUCCAAAACCUCAACCUCAAAUCCGCAGAUGAGUUCUCCCAAUUCGCCCACGCCUUUGGCUUCGCACCGCACGAAGACAUUGGCAACCCAGUCCGCCGAACAGUUCUCGCUCCGAACGUAGCAACAGCAAACGAAGGCCCAAAAACCAUGCCAAUUUUUCCUCACAACGAGUUUGGACUAAGCCCACACUUUCCCUCUUAUGUAUUCUUCUACUGUGCUGAGGCCCCAGAGACUGGUUUGUUUCUACCCAACCUCUCCCCACCAACACCCCUCCCCCUUUUUAACCCCUAUCCAUCCCUCCUCCCGUUGUCCCCCAGCUGA
This is a messenger RNA of Podospora anserina S mat+, 525 nucleotides long. RefSeq lists its product as uncharacterized. The record is from RefSeq and is a predicted model, not a curated record. Lineage: Eukaryota; Fungi; Ascomycota; Sordariomycetes; Sordariales; Podosporaceae. Gene Ontology annotation, molecular function: oxidoreductase activity. The transcript has a single exon. Bases 1 to 525 code for a protein of 174 amino acids.